AUGCCAAUCAAACCUGUUGGGUGGAUAUGUGGACAGGUGUUGAAGAACUUUUCUGGAAAAAUUGAGGGUCUCCAGAAAGCAAUCAUGGACCUCGUAGAUGAGUUUAAAGAUGAAUUCCCAACCAUCCUACGAAUAUCACAGUCAAAUCAGAGUAGAGAACCCAUCAAAAAAUUUUCCAAGGUCAAAAUGGCUAAUGUUUUAGCCAGGAUCAAUCGAGGAACAUUCAUUCAAGGAUUACACAGCAUAUCCAGAUCCUCUAAAUCAGUGGCCAGACUUCUGCAGCCUCAGCUUGCUUAUCGGCUUUUAGAGCUAAGGGACAUAUCUGGUCGUUUGCUGAGGGAAGUCAAUACCCCAAAGCAACCCCUCUAUAACUUGCAGGUCAGAAAAGGUUCUUUGUUUGAAAUUAUUUCCUUCCCAGCAAAGACUGCUUUAACUAGCAUAAUGUAUGCUUCAUAUGCAGCACUAAUUUAUUUGACGGUCUGUGUGAAUGCUGUGUUGGAGAAGGUAAAGAGCAUUUUCCAGGAAGAAGACUCUAUACGGCAAAGCAGAGAGGAGAGUGAAAAUCUUAGAAAAGCCUUUUCUGAGCCCGUGCUUUCUGACCCUAUGUUUCCGGAAGGUGAAAUCAAAGCAAAACCUUACAGGUCAUUGCCGGAGAAGCCAGACAACGUUUCAGAUCACCCCAAGCUUCCUGCUAAUAAGUUGAGUAAUAAGAUCCAGGUUUUACAUUCUGUGUUUGACCAAUCAACUGAAAUGAAUUAA
Chrysochloris asiatica (Cape golden mole) is the source of this 759-nucleotide messenger RNA. It is a transcript of the gene SPATA9, whose product is annotated as spermatogenesis associated 9. Lineage: Eukaryota; Metazoa; Chordata; Mammalia; Afrosoricida; Chrysochloridae. Bases 1 to 759 code for a protein of 252 amino acids. The transcript has 6 exons. The record is from RefSeq and is a predicted model, not a curated record.